Molecule: messenger RNA, 3239 nt
Organism: Lampris incognitus (smalleye Pacific opah)
Lineage: Eukaryota; Metazoa; Chordata; Actinopteri; Lampriformes; Lampridae
Gene: clec19a
Product: C-type lectin domain containing 19A
Exons: 5
Coding region: 101-679 (192 amino acids)
Molecular function (GO): signaling receptor activity
Source: RefSeq, a predicted model, not a curated record
GUCACUCACCGACACACAUGCAUAUAUCCCUAACACACUUCCCCACACACCCACUGUGGAUCUGUUGAGUCGGUGCAUGUGGCGUGUCUUCCUCUAGCAGAUGAAUAUGCUCUGUUGGGAGUUGUGCUUGGCGAUGGUUUUUAUUGGGGUCCUACCAGUCAGAAGUAUACCUUCAACAAAUAUCAAGAUCACUCAUGCUCUUCCCCUGCAGUUGCCAGACUCGCAACCUCCAGCUUCCUGUCCGCUGUUCUGGACCGAGUUUGAAGGGAACUGCUACCGCUUCUUCCCCCUCAACAGAACCUGGGCCGAGGCUGACCUGUACUGCGCCGAGUUCUCCAACGGCCUCAAGUCAGCCAAACUCACCUCCAUACACAGCUGGGAGGAGAAUGUGUUUGUAUAUGACCUGGUCAACAGCCGUAUACCUGGAAUUCCCACUGACAUCUGGAUAGGCCUCCAUGACAGGAGACAGGAGGGCACUCUGGAGUGGACAGAUGGAAGUAACUAUGAAUACAGUUACUGGGAUGGAAACCAGCCUGACGAUGGCAUCCACCGCAUCCCUCAGGAGGAAGACUGUGUGGAGAUCUGGUUUAGACAGAACAGUGCACUCAGGUCCUGGAACGACAACAGCUGUGACAAGACCUUUCCCUUUGUGUGCAAGAUCCCUACACUGGACAACUAGCUCCAUCUCUCUCGCCCCCCUCCUCCCUCAGACUGGAAUGGAAGAACACUGGCUUGUCCCUGGGGCUGUUCGUUACAGGCUGUGCACCGAUACGCUACAGUAUACAUGUAAGGCCGUUUGCUUGGAUUUGUUUUAUUUUCUGUCAGUAUUUCAAAGCACCUCUUUAUUAUUAUCCGUUGAUAGAAAUGUAUAAAUUUUUUUCCGGAUUUUUCCCUCUUUUUCUCCCCGAUUGUAUUCGGUCAAUUACCGCACUCUUCUGAGCCGCCCCCGUCACUGCUCCACCCCCUCUGCCGAUCCGGGGAGGGCUGCAGACUACCACAUGCCUCCUCCGAUACAUGUGGAGUCGCCAGCCGCUUCUUUUCACCUGACAGUGAGAAGUUUCACCAGGGGGACAUAGCGCGUGGGAGGAUCACGCCCCCCCAGUUCCCCCUCCCCCCGAACAUGCGCCCUGACUGACCAGAGGAGGUGCUAGUGCAGCGACAAGGACACAUACCCCCAUCCGGCUUCCCACCCACAGACACAGCCAAUUGUGCCUGUAGGGACACCCGACCAAGCCAGAGGUAACACAGGGAUUCGAGCUAGCGAUCCCCAUGUUGGUAUGCAAUGGAAUAGACUGCUAAGCUACCCGGGCGCCACUUAGCUUGUUUUAAAAGGACACUGAAUCAUGACAAAAAAACAAAUAAAACAUUAAACUCUACUUGAGCAAACCUUUCAUCGCAAUUUUACAAAUGUCACUCAAAGAAACCAAACAUCUCAAACAGAUGAGAGCAUCUCCUCCACAGACCAAGUUAGUGAGUUAGUAAAUCUGUCAGUAAAUCUUCAUCUUUACUGCUCUUUUCAGAGCACAGGUUUCUUUUUAAAAAUGCAGUAGGAUGAAAACACAGAGAGCAGAGGGGAAAACACAUCAAUCAAUCAAAAACAAGCUGAAAACAAAGCUUUCCUAAACUACAUUUUCAAGAGUUUCACUCAGAGUACAAGUCGAGCUAACGAUGUAUCUGAAACUUGCAAGCGAAAUAUGAAGAUAGAUGAUUAUAACAGUCAGACAUGGGUCGACCAAUCGAUAGAUGGAUGGAUAGAUAGCUAGCUAGCUAGCUAGAUAGAUAGAUAGACAGACUGGGUGAGUGAUUGUGGGCAACAGCAUUUGGACCCUGCAUGCUUAUUAAAGCAGCUCAGAUUGUUCAUGUGGCAUAUUGCUCAUAGUGUUAGACUGGUUGCCAGUACAGAUUGACCGGUCGGUGACCCAGAAGGUGUGAGGCUAAGGGGAACAGGAAUUACUAGACUCGACUCCUGGUAACCUGACCCAUGAAAUUAUCCUCCAAAACACAUAACAUACUGAACAAUUAAGGUGGCAUGAAAGUCAGUGAUGGGUCCAGCAUGACAUACUGCAGCUCACACACACAAGCUCAGUCUUGGUUGUUGACAAUCUGCAUUUUGCAUUUGCGCACUUGUGUGUUCCGCUUAUCUGUCAUCCACGAAAACAUUCCUCAGUCAGUAAUGCAUCUCGUUGCCCAUAUCCCCCACUUUCGCUAACGUCACCCCCCGCCCCCCUCUCCCACUUGCCUGGACUCGUCUGUGUAAGCAUGGAUUGUAUCUGGAACAGCACAUCCUAAACGGAUAUGCAAAUGCCCACACAGGAUCUCUGUUACUUGUUCUUUCCAUUACUAUAUUUUCUGACUUUAUAAUCUCGUCCUCUCUGCAAAUAUGUAUUAAGUGCCCGUAUGUACGUAUCUGUUUCUCUUGUCCACCCACUCUGUGACACAGACAUUCGCUCGGCCAGACCUGGAUGUAAAAGGUGGCCGAGUGUUUUGCUGAAGGGGUCUUAAUCAGGGGAUUAGUCCUGUAAUGACCCGGGUGCAGCACAGAGGAGGAACAGCUUAACUCCUCUGUAGGAAGUAGCGGCUCCAGGGCUGGCACAACACCACCACACUUCAUCAAAUCAAUGUGGGCCUGGAAGACUGUGAGGCCAAAUAACUAUUACAUAAAAGGUAGACUGUUUUAAGGUUUCCACUUUCGCAGUUGUCUGGGGAUACGGUUAAAAUGGACCGAGCCUUCUAACCCGUUCAUUUCACUUUUGUAAUAUCGCUGUCCUCUUUUUACACAGCCGAAAGUAACUUUUUUGCAAGUUUUGGGUAUUUUGCAACACUCUCCAUUGACUGGACGUUGAAAUCCUUUCCCCCGCCAUGCUUGUGUGUUUGUGCUUUGUUGCAAAAAAGUAUUCUCAGUUCGUCUGAUGAGGCUUGCCAUGUCAUUGAUUCAAAUGGCGUAUUUACCUGUGGGGUGGAGGGUGGGGGCGUGGGGCAAGCUCAUGUGGAAUCCAUUAAAAGGUUAGGUUGAGGGAGGGGUAACAGUUAGGUAGUCUUGUUUCACUUUUGAGUGGCGGGAUCAAAAGAAUCAAUUUAGGAUCCAAUGAAACGUUGUGUUUGUGCAGAGAUCGGCACCGGCAUUGCCACAUCAAUGUAUCACCAUGUAUCUCUAUACAAAAUGCAAAUACUUGUUCAUCAAAUCCACCAAAAUAAAGGACAAAAUACUGUCAAGAAAUAUAUUAAAUUAAACGUUUUAA